This is a messenger RNA of Scheffersomyces coipomensis, 1242 nucleotides long. RefSeq lists its product as uncharacterized. Gene Ontology annotation, cellular component: SAS acetyltransferase complex. Gene Ontology annotation, molecular function: histone acetyltransferase activity. NCBI's taxonomy places the organism in Eukaryota, Fungi, Ascomycota, Pichiomycetes, Serinales, Debaryomycetaceae. The coding region runs from base 1 to 1242 and encodes 413 amino acids. The record is from RefSeq and is a predicted model, not a curated record. The transcript has a single exon.
AUGACUUCAACAGCUAAAGAAGAGACUGACAAGGAUGAUAAUAAGAGGAAACUAAGGUCUAAGGAUGAAAAUCAAAAGGGUUCUAAUGCCACUCUUUUCAAUUUUGAAAAUGUGAAUAGUUUAUUAUAUAGAGGUAAAUCAAUUCAUAUCAGUAAGGAUACUUCAUUCCAUCAUCCUUAUAGUUAUAAUGGAGAUAUUCAAUUGGUGCCGAAGGUAACUAAUUCAAAACUGAUAGAAGUACAAAUCAGUACUAACUUAUUACCUCGAAAAUCAAGACAAAUCGAUCCUUUAGAUGAUAGUUUAUACGAAAUCUUUCAUAAGAAAAUGAAAAGAGAAGAAAAGAUCAUGGCCAAUGAAGAUAGGAUUAGAAUACUAUCAGAAGUAGAUAAUCUCCAAUCUCAAUUACAAUUGCUUAAUCAAUAUGAUUGGUUGCGAUAUUUACCUGGAAUAUGUUAUAUCAAUAAUCCUCAUGAUUAUGAUGAACUUGAAAUAAAAUUAGAUUUAACUAUAACUGAAAUAACUAAAUUAAUUCGAAAAUAUGAAAAUUGGAGAAGAAGAAAUGAGAAUUUAAGUCAGGAAAUCAAACAAUUCGAUUUGAAUGGUAGUCAUGAUUAUGAUGAAGAUGAUGAAUAUACUGCAAAUGCUGAUAUUAUACGAGAGAGAAGAAGAAAAGAACGAAGAAGAUUAUUGACUCCCCGUAUAAAAUUAAAACUUCACAAUGGAUUUACUUUAGUGAUAGAUCCUUUAAAUCCUCCUGUUGUGGUACCAUCAAUAGAAUUAGAACCUCAACCAAAACCAAAACCAACUCCAAAAAAGAAAUCAUCAGUAAAGAGUAAUGGUAUAAAAGUUAAGAAAGUAACUAAACCAGAUAUGAUCAAAUCAGACACUCAUAAACCAAGAAUACAAUCUUUCAAAUUAGCUGAAAUAACAGAUAAAGAUAUAAUCCACCUUCUGGCAAAUUAUGAAAAGGAAAUUGCCUUUGGUAAUUUCAUUCGUAUCUCUAAUAUAGCGAAAGAUGGAUUUCAAUUACCUCGUCAAUUAAAACGACUAGCAGAGAAAUCAGAAGAUGAUCGUCAAAAUUUACUGCAUCAUAGUACGAGUUCAGAUAUACCGAGUUCAGAAACAAAUGAAGUAGUUUCCUUAAUUACUGAAACUGAUGAAGUUAUAUCCUUAAUUACAGAAACUACUGAAACUUCUCAACUUUCUGAACAUGAUAGCACUAAUAAUCUUACAUCAACUUAG